Ooceraea biroi (clonal raider ant) is the source of this 1953-nucleotide messenger RNA. RefSeq lists its product as uncharacterized. Gene Ontology annotation, cellular component: neuronal cell body; dendrite; membrane. The record is from RefSeq and is a predicted model, not a curated record. Gene Ontology annotation, biological process: chemosensory behavior; sensory perception of taste; male courtship behavior. Lineage: Eukaryota; Metazoa; Arthropoda; Insecta; Hymenoptera; Formicidae.
AUACAAAAUAAUUCUUAUUCCAAUAAAUCGAUAUUUUUAAUUUGCAUAAGUGUUACCAUACGAUUACUGAACAAGCUGUGAUAGUCAAUAUAGUCUCGAUCACGUUAGCACGAAUGUAAGUUUUUUCAUUUUGCAUUGUCUUCACGAUCCAGUAACGCUCUGGCACCAGAUAAGUCACUAGUUUAAGUCAAAGUGGCCAUGAAGAAUAUCCAAACGGCUAUAUCUCCGCUCUUAAUCUUAUUGUGUUUAUGUGGUUUCGGGGUGUUUGAAUAUCCUCGCGGACGGUCGCGAUUUUAUCCUACUAUCCUCUACAUUCUAGUAGUAUGGUUGCUUUAUAUUUACAUCAUCACUGAAGUAACGACAUUCCUCAGAAGAUUCAACAUAGAGUUGUUUAUAAUUACUAAAACAAGUAUUACUUUUACAAUAUUGACUACAUUGCUUAGCUUGCAUUAUAAUAAGAGAUUUAAAUGUUGUCUGAACAAACUAAGUAUUGUAAACGACACGUUGGAAAAGUUUGGAACGAUAAAGAAUUAUGCAAAAUUACGCAGACAAAUUACGUGGUUGAUCAUUGGAUGGAUUGCCUCGAUCUUUUUACUGAAUAUGAUUGAUAGUAUAUGGUUUUUUGAAAACAUCCCUCAUUGUCAUGCUGCGGUAGCUAUAAGCCUACCCUUCCUUAUAAAUCAAACACUUCAUGUAAAUUCACUUUGCGAUAUAUUUCUUUUGAUACUACUAAGAUACAUAGGAUCUCAAUUUGAGCAGAUCAAUCAAUAUAUUGCGAAGUUAACGGAACAGGACACACAGCAAGUAAAACAUACUUGGGCUAUUUCUUCAUUGCCUGUGGAUUGCCGACACAAAAUUGGCAUCAAAACAACCAAAGUAAUCGUAUUAAUCUUAAUGCAUGUUCAUCUUGAAUUGUGUGUGAUAACACGUGAAUUAACAAGAAUAUUUGGGAUGCAUAUGGUGAUGCAGACACUCGUAUUUAAUGUUAUUACGGCGCAGAUUGUCAAUGAUAUUUAUAACACAAUGAUUCACAGCAAUUCUAAUUAUGAAAUGGCACUUAUUCUUUUUGUUCAUUAUAUCUGGAUUGUAACAAAUAUCAUAAAAAUGAUCGUUUUCAAUUGUGUAUGUGAAAAAGUUUGCAGCAAGGCAGGAAAAACCGAAGUAUUUCUCAAUAAAUUGACACAUUAUAAUUUGGAUAUCGAGACACAUGAUUACAUCAUGCAAUUUCUGUAUAAAUUAUUACAACGACCAUUAAAGAUCUCAGGGCUUGGGCUUCACUUUGGGUAUAAAUUGCUGCUACAGUGUGUGAAUUAUAUUGGGACGGUUAUAAUAAUUACCUUACAAUCACGUUCAUAAAAGGCAGAAGAUCCAUAUAAAUAAGUAAGAAAUGAAGUGUUAGGAAUAUAAUACAUUUCAUUACAUUUACCAACUGACAAUGUAUAUGCUAUUUUUCUUUGUUAUAUUUUUCAUUUAAUACUGAUUAAAGAAAACUAUGUCACAUGUCUUAUUGACCUGUUAAUAAUUGUUCCAAGUCUUUUAAUAACAUUAUGAUUAAUAUACCAAAGAAAGAACAAGAAAGAUAAAAUUAAAAGAGAGAUAAAAAAUUGCAAAUAUAAUAAUAGAAACCAAAUCAAUGUUGACGUUUUAGAUAUACAUAUAUGUUUGAAUAUAAUAGCACACCAUGCGUUUAUUACUAAUAGUGUUUUGAAUGUCCACGAACUAUAUGUUACAGUAGAUCGAUUAUUUCAAUAUAGAUAUAGAAUGCAGUAACUGCAAUUAUAAUGAUUUGUUAUUUUUGUAAUAUACUUUCAUUUGAUGCUGAUUAAGAAAUGUUAUAUCACAUGUGCAAUUUACUAAUUAAUAAUUGUUCCAACUUACGUAAUAUAAUUACGGUAAAGGAAUUAUAUUAUGAUAAAGGAAUGUAGUAAGAGGAAGAAAAUAACAAUAUUAAUA